Geodia barretti is the source of this 687-nucleotide messenger RNA. Lineage: Eukaryota; Metazoa; Porifera; Demospongiae; Tetractinellida; Geodiidae. The record is from the annotation of a GenBank genome assembly.
AUGGUAACCGCAUGGAUUACCAUCGUUGUUUUGCUGGUCAUAUCAUUCUUCGCGACGCGUCGAAUGAGCGAAGUGCCCACAGGCUUGCAGAACCUCGUCGAAGUCUUCAUCGAGUUCUUCCUGGACUUGUGCGAGCGCAUCGCAGGCGCGCAGCGGGCGCGCCGUUUCUUCCCCCUCGUGAUGACUAUCUUCCUGUUCAUCAUGGUCUCCAACUGGGUCGGCAUCCUUCCGGGCUUCGGCACUGUCGGCUGGAUAGAGUCACCGGAAGAGCGCAGCGCCAACACCGAUGUGAACACCACGCUGUCGAUUGCGCUGAUAGCGAUGGUUAUGAUUCACUUCUGGGGCUUCUCCACGCUGGGCAUCUUCGGUCAUCUAGGCAAGUUCAUAAACUUCAAGGAAGGCCCCAUCGGGUUCUUCGUGGGAAUACUCGAAGGCAUCAGCGAGUUUGCGAAAAUUGUCAGCUUCACCUUCCGGCUGUUCGGCAACAUCUUUGCCGGCGAGGUGCUGCUGGUAGCGAUGGCGUUCCUGUUCCCGCUCAUCGGCAUCAUCCCAUUCCUGGGGCUGGAGCUGUUCGUGGGGGCAAUCCAGGCGUUCAUCUUCGCCAUGCUCACUCUGGUUUUGCGGUCAUGGCAACGACCGCACACGGCGGCGAGGAGCAUCACUAGCCUUAAAAUGCGCAGUACCUGA